AUAGAUAUGCAUUCCACUACAAGAAAUGCAGUUACAUUUGGUCAUAGAUAGAGUCCUCGUGAGAAAAGCCAAACCAAACCUCCAAGCAAAAAUCUAACAUAUUCUGAAAGCAAUCCAACAGAUUCCUAUUAUGAGCAAACAGCCGGCCGGUGAUGACGAUGAGAAGAGGCAUUGGUUUGGUUAUACUAGUGUUGGUGGUUUUUGAGAUCCAGACAUGCUUAUCACAGAUUAACAGAGCAAGCUUUCCAAAGGGUUUUGUGUUCGGGACUGCAUCUUCAGCUUUCCAGUAUGAAGGAGCAGUGAAAGAAGAUGGAAGGGGUCCAAGUGUUUGGGACACAUUCUCGCAUUCUUUCGGAAAGGUAAUUGAUUUCAGUAACGCUGAUGUGGCUGUAGAUCAAUACCACCGUUUUGAGGAAGACAUUCAACUCAUGAAGGAUAUGGGCAUGGAUGCCUACAGAUUUUCAAUUUCUUGGUCUAGAAUAUAUCCUAAUGGAACUGGGGCAAUAAAUCAGGCAGGAGUUGAUCAUUAUAACAAGCUCAUCAAUGCUUUGAUAGCAGCAGGAAUUGAGCCAUAUGUGACCAUUUACCAUUGGGACCUUCCUCAAGCCUUGAACGACAGAUACAAUGGAUGGCUCAACCCACAGAUCAUAAAGGACUAUGCAACAUUUGCAGAGACUUGCUUUCAGAAAUUUGGUGAUAGGGUGAAGCAUUGGAUCACAUUCAAUGAGCCUCAUACAUUUACCAUACAAGGGUAUGAUGUAGGUCUUCAGGCUCCAGGACGGUGCUCCAUCCUUCUGCAUUUCCUCUGCAGGGCUGGAAACUCUGCUACUGAACCUUACAUAGUUGCGCACAAUGUCCUUCUUUCUCAUGGAACUGUGGCAGAUAUCUACAAGAGAAAAUACAAGGCAAACCAAGGUGGAUCACUUGGUGUAUCAUUUGAUGUUAUGUGGUUUGAACCAGCAACCAACAGCACGUAUGACAUUGAAGCAACUCAAAGAGCCCAAGAUUUUCAGCUCGGAUGGUUUAUUGAACCUUUGCUGUAUGGGAAUUAUCCAAGUUCAAUGAGAAGUAGAGUUGGAAAACGGCUGCCAACAUUUUCCAAAUCUGAAGCUACUCUUAUUAAAGGGUCCCUGGAUUUUGUGGGAAUUAAUCACUACACUACAUAUUAUGCAAAAAACAAUUCAAAAAGUUUCAUUAAUGAUCUCCUUAAUGACUCCCUAGCAGACUCUGGUGCCAUAACUCUUCCCUUCAGAAACUUGCAGCCUAUUGGAGACAGGGCAAAUUCUAUAUGGUUGUACAUAGUUCCUCAAGGGAUGAGAAGUCUAAUGAAUUACAUCAAGAAAAAGUAUGGAAACAUCCCAAUCUUUAUUACAGAAAAUGGGAUGGAUGACUCAAACACCUAUAUCUCCAUUAAAGAUGUUCUCAAGGAUGAGAAAAGGAUCAAAUACCACAAUGACUAUCUAACAAACUUGUUAGCCUCUAUCAAAGAAGAUGGGUGCAAUGUGAAAGGGUAUUUUGUAUGGUCUUUAUUGGAUAAUUGGGAGUGGGCAGCUGGGUACACUUCAAGAUUUGGUCUCUACUUUGUGGAUUAUAAUGACAAGCUCAAGAGAUACCCUAAGGAUUCUGUUAAAUGGUUCAAAAAUUUCUUGACAGCUAGUUAAAAAUGGAUAAAGUAUGCAACACAAAUUUGCAAUUGAAUGUUCUAUGUAUGUUUCUUAGGGAACUAUAAUGAAAGUGAAAUAUUGAAUACAUGAUCUCUAUGUGCUAAUUUAAUUACAUUUUCUUUCUUUGUGAA
Hevea brasiliensis (rubber tree) is the source of this 1795-nucleotide messenger RNA. RefSeq names its product beta-glucosidase 40. The coding region runs from base 153 to 1661 and encodes 502 amino acids. Gene Ontology annotation, molecular function: beta-glucosidase activity. The record is from RefSeq and is a predicted model, not a curated record. Gene Ontology annotation, biological process: carbohydrate metabolic process. The transcript has 14 exons. Lineage: Eukaryota; Viridiplantae; Streptophyta; Magnoliopsida; Malpighiales; Euphorbiaceae.